Haplochromis burtoni (Burton's mouthbrooder) is the source of this 1715-nucleotide messenger RNA. RefSeq names its product apolipoprotein Da, duplicate 1 (gene apoda.1). NCBI's taxonomy places the organism in Eukaryota, Metazoa, Chordata, Actinopteri, Cichliformes, Cichlidae. The transcript has 5 exons. Gene Ontology annotation, molecular function: lipid binding. Gene Ontology annotation, biological process: brain development; tissue regeneration; lipid transport. The record is from RefSeq and is a predicted model, not a curated record. Bases 117 to 677 code for a protein of 186 amino acids.
CAGAACUGCAAAACCUCGCAGAGGACUACGUCUCCAACUCAAACAGCAGAGUCGGUAAAGACAGAGCACAUAUCUGAACCACUGGAACACAGAGGUAAUAAAGCCACAUCUUUACCAUGAAGCUACCUUUAGCUCUGGUGUUUGCACUCACCCUCCCCAUCAUCAGGGCUCAGGUUCCCCACUGGGGCCCGUGUCCAGAGCCUGCUGUUCAACCCGCCUUCAGCCUUAAACAGUUCAUGGGGAGAUGGUUUGAAAUUGCCAAACUGCCAGCCCAGUUUGAGAAAGGCCGCUGCAUUGAAACCAAUUUCACUUUGACGACGAGCAACUCCAUUCGAGUGGUCAGCUCUGAAAUACUAAAAGGAGAGAUGAAGAAAAUCGAAGGGAUCGGGGUCGUAGAGGAUAUAAAGAAUCCAGCCAAGCUGGGAAUAAGUUAUUCCUACGUCCUUCCCUACUCCCCUUAUUGGAUCCUGUCUACUGACUACGUGAAUUCGGCCUUGGUGUAUUCAUGCACUGACAUCCUCAGGCUCUUCCACGUCGACUUCGCCUGGAUCCUGGGGCGAACACGCACCCUGCCAGAAUCCACCAUCGAGAAAGCCAAAGAGAUCUUUGCAAACAACAACAUCGACGUGAGCAGGAUGAUCCCCAGCAGGCAGAUGGGCUGUGAAAAAAUGCUGUGAGCAGCGACACGGCAACACAAAUUCAACACAGCAUAAUGUUGCUGUCGACAGAAGGGGGUAAAUUAUCCGAGUGUUUGUUUGUCUCGAUGAAUCUACGAUUAAUAAUUUACGGUGAUUGUUUCCAGCAGGAUAAACUCAACUAGUUUCUCUGUUUUCUCCAGUUUUUACUUUGCACAACACCGACUGUGACAGUACAAGUUGAGAGGAAUACUUUCCGUGUUAAGAGAAAUGUUGUAUUCGCUGCGAGCAGAUGAUUCUGAGUAAUCUGAACACAAACUCAAAACAUGAAGGAUCUAAUUAGUGUCAAAAAAAGUUAGUAAAUCUCAUUUCAUGUGAUCUUUACUGUGUUUUUAAUGAAAUCGUCAGCGUGCUGCACUGAAGCCUUCAAUACACACAGAAACUGAUUUGAAAGUUGAAAGGUGUCUUGCUUUAUCUGUAAAACGACGACAACUAAAGGUUACAUAUUUAAAAUAGUGUCGAUGUUUGAAGUUUACCAUCUGUUUAUGCUUUCUAAGUGUUUUAACAUGUUCUGUAUAAGCGUGCUGAAAGGCAUUUUCAACUAAAAGCAGCAAUAAAACCGCUAUUAUUUAGUAAAACAUGAAAUUCAUUUCAAUUCAAUAAACCUUCAAAAUGUGCAAGUUUUAAAGAUUCCUAUUGGCAGACAUUGGAGGGUUUUUUCAGGCUAAACAUGAGAAUAAAGGCCUGGGAAUUCAAAGUAUUUGCAUCAAGAUGUUCUUAAAAGUUUUAAACCCUGGUGAUUCAGGUGACCUUGAAAGGAGUUAAAUUAUCUUCACAACAUAAAGCACCACACUGCCUUACUUGAAUGUUUUGUUUGUGCGUUCCACUGAGGUGGAUUUUGCACUCUGAAAGGAAAAAGGUAUUAGCUCUAACUAAAAAAGUAACACACUUAAAAAAAAAUUAAGAGUAAUUUGACCUUGGGAAGGUCGCAUGAACAUGUUCACAAAUGUAAAAAUCCCCCACCACAUCCAGGUGUCCAUUAAAAAGACUGAAGACUGUUGUUUUUUGUGUGUUUGUCCU